AUGACUUGCUGCAGCCAGAUGCAGUACAUGCAGUACAUGCAGUACAUGCAGCCACAGCCGGUAGCCCAGCCUCACCCAUGGGUGCUGCAGCUGCACUUGCGGCUUGUGAAUGGGCGGGGCCGCUGUGAAGGCCGUGUGGAGGUCCAGCACAACGGCACCUGGGGCACCGUGUGUGACGACGACUGGGACAUGGUGGACGCCAAUGUGGUGUGCCGGCAAUUGGGGUGUGGCUCUGCCAUCGCCGUGGCGAGCAGCUCCGCCUUCGGCCAGGGGGCGGGGCCCAUCCUGUUGGAUAAUGUCGACUGUGCCGGCCACGAGACGGACUUGGGCCAGUGUGGGAGCCUAGGAUGGGGCAUCCAUAACUGCUACCAUUACGAGGACGUGGCAGUCACCUGCAGAGGUAUGGGCUUGGGGAGCAGGGCAGUCAGGCAGGCUCCAGAGCAUCCCUCCAACAAACAUGCCUGGGGUCUGAGAGACGGCACCCUCCGCCUGGUGGGCGGGGCUGACCGCUGUCAGGGCCGCGUGGAGAUCUUCUACAGGGGCACCUGGGGCACGGUGUGCGACGAUGACUGGGGCAUGCAGGCGGCAGCGGUGGUGUGCCAGCAGCUACAGUGUGGCCGCUCCCUGUCCUACACCACCAAUGCCUACUUCGGAUACGGGACCGGGCUCAUCCUGUUGGACAACGUGAACUGCAAUGGCAACGAGAAGCAGCUGUCUGGCUGCUACAGUCUGGGCUGGGGCAUCCACAACUGCGGCCACCACGAGGAUGCGGGGGUCAUCUGUGCGGUUACAGAUGCCACAUUCCCCCUCACCAGGACGACAGCGAGGACCACAGGGCCAACCACAAACCGUCCAACGACCAAAUCUCGCGCCAUCAUCCGCGUGGCGAGCGGGAACAGCAGCUGCCAGGGCCGCAUCGAGAUCUUCCACGAGGGCCAGUGGGGGACCGUGUGCGACGACGAGUGGGACCUACCCAACGCGGCGGUGGCCUGCCGGCAGCUGGGCUGUGGGCCUGCCGUGGCCGCCAUCCCGCUGGCCUACUUCGGCUACGGCUCGGGGCCCGUCCUGCUGGAUAAUGUGGACUGCCGCGGCGAUGAGGGCCAGCUCACCGACUGCUUCCAUCUCGGCUGGGGCCAGCACAACUGUGGCCACCAUGAGGAUGCGGGGGUCAUCUGCAUGCCAUAUCAGGCCCCCACCGCAUUGCUGAAAGAUCUCGAUGCUACAAGACUGACCCCCACCACGAAGACGCCGACAGAAGGGACGGUGAGGCUGGUGAACGGGCGGCACCGGUGCGAGGGCCGGGUGGAGAUCUUCAUGGGUGUGGAGUGGGGCACGGUGUGCGAUGACGCCUGGGACCUUCCCGACGCCCUGGUGGUGUGUCGGCAGCUGGGCUGCGGGGCCCCCACCGCAGCGCCGGGCGAGGCCUUCUACGGGAGGGGCGCCGGCACCAUCCUCCUGGACAAUCUGAAGUGCAGCGGCGAGGAGCAGGCGCUGCACCAGUGCUCCCACAUUGGCUGGGAUGUCCACAACUGCGACCACUCGGAGGACGCAGGCACCUCCUGCAUGCUGCUAUGA
Messenger RNA from Paramormyrops kingsleyae, 1575 nucleotides. Lineage: Eukaryota; Metazoa; Chordata; Actinopteri; Osteoglossiformes; Mormyridae. The record is from RefSeq and is a predicted model, not a curated record.